AUGCCUCACAUUCUCGUUGCGCUCCCGCGCCACGCCUCUCCGUUCUUCUCAGGCAAGGCGCGCCACUCCCCGGCGGCAUGGCAGCGCAAGCUGGAGCAGCUGCUGCCGCCGCACGCCUUCGCUCUGCGCGGGAGAGUGGCGGUGGUGGUGGUGGUGCCAACGCGCGAGCAACAGCUCGCAGCGGAGAGGGCGUGGCGCAGGCUGCAGCGGCAGCAGGGCGCGCAGGGGGGGGAUGCAGCGGGCGGGGGGGGCGCGUUGGAGGUGCACGUGGUGGUGGCGGGGCUGUCGCGCCUUCCCCGUGGGCUGCCUCCGUGCGCCUUGGCGCUCGUCACAGCCGUGUGUGCGCCGCCCUCUGCUGCACCCACUGGCUCGGUGUCCUCUCUCUGGCCGCCCUCCAGGAUCCACGCUCUCCUUUCCGCCCCAGCGCCACUCGUCCUCAUCUUGGGCCACCACCCCACUCUCUCAGCCGGCAGCAACACGUGGCGCCAGGUCAUUGGCCAGUUGAAAGCCCAAGGCAGGUUCAUGGAUUUGGAGGAGGGUGGGGGAGCGGUGGCGAGGGCGAUAGCAGCGAGGCGGGAGGCAGUGGAGGAGAUGCGGUGCAUGGUGCAGGGCGCUCGAGCAGCGGCUGCUGGGGCCAGCAUGGGGGCUGCCUCACCACACGCCACGGGCUGGCAUGACCUGCCAUGGACGGGCCUGUUCUCGCCGUCGUUCGGGGAGGCCUUGCAGCGAGCCGAGUCAGUGGAGGUGGUGCUGUGCCUCUGGCGCAUCCUGCAGGGCCGCCACGGUGGGCGAGACGGCAAGCCCGCCGCCAGCUGGCUGCCGGCAGGGCCGGAGUGGGCGGAGGAUGAGGUGCCUCGGCGGGCGUUGAACGAUAUCGUGCAUGUGGACGUGGUUGGCGAUUAUUGUCUCAUCUGGUCCACCGAUGUGGUGCGGCUGUGGGCGUUGGAGGCAGAGGGGCGAGUGCAACAGACCGUGCAGCGCAUACACCGCCACCUGUGCUGCUACUCGCCCGCCUACCUGCACUACUGCGCGCAGCACCAGUACUGCCCCUCCUCGCCCCGCCUGCGCAUGCCGGCCCUCCUGCCUCACCACCGCAACAUGCAGUGGUGGCGCACACCCUCCGCGGACGUCAGCGACACAUCAGCGGGUGUCAGCAGCAGCGCCACAUCAGCGGACGUGGUGACGCCGCCCAAGUUCAUCGCACUGCAGCCCGCCGUGGCACUCACGCUGCUGGCGCGGGGCGGCGGUGCGCUCGCAGCGUCGCUGGGCCACCUGCCGUUUGAGGUGAACGCGGAGGAGAGGGCCGCCAUCCUCUGCCCCUCCAGCCUCGUCGUGCACGGCCGCUCUGGCACGGGCAAGACAACGGUGAUCAUCCACAGGGCUCUGCGUCUGCACCGCCUCUCCUCCACCCCUCCUCUUGCCUCUCCACCUGCCCACGGUGCCACUGGCAUGUGGGGUACUGUCUCGGAGGAUGGCUGGAGCAUGGGGGAGAGUGGCGCGGGCGAUGGCACGGGGGUGCUGCGGCAGGUGGUGGUGACACGCAGCCUGCAGCUGUGUGCGUCCAUUCAAGCCGACAUCACUCACGCGUCCGAGUCGCUCGCUGCACUCGACUCUGCUCACCUUGCCUCGCAGCCCUCUGCGGGCCUCCACAGCAGCACGGAGCAGCAGCAGGAGGCGCCACAGCAGCAGCAGCCAGCCCCACAGGUCCCGCCUCAGCCUACCGGCGGAGGCAGCGCCAGCAAUAGCAGUGCGCAGAGGCAGCACAGGCAUCACAUGCUGCUAAUGCAGGAGGACCUGGAGGCUUCUCUCAUGGGCUCCCUGCCCUCAUGCAUUGCCGCCAUUCCCCCCACCGCGUUCCCCCUCGCCCUCACGCUCUCCAAGCUGCUGCGCUUGCUGGACGCCUCUGUCACCCGCCCCUUCCUCCGGGUUACGCAGCGGCAGCGCAUGAGAGAGGUGGCGAGGCGGCGUGUGGUGGUGGCUAUCGAGAUGAGUGUGCAUGGGGUGAGGGAGGCGUGGGAGCAGGAGGAGGGCGGGAGGGCGUGGGGUGGACACGUGGAGAAGGAGAGAUGGGAGGCGAGGAAUGGUGGGGCACGGGGAUGGGGACAAGGAGCAGGUGAGCACAGCAGGGGUGGGCGAAGGGAAGGGCUCUGGGAUGCAUGGCAACAGGAAACGGAUGAGGAGGUUACAUUGGGGAAGGAGGAGGAGGAGGAGCAGGAGGAGGAAGUGGAGGUGGACUAUGAGCGGUUCAGGCGGCAGUACUGGCCGCACCUGGACCAGAGGGCGGUGAGGGGCGUGGUGGUGGACGCCGCGUUUGUGUGGCGCGAGAUCACGUCGCACAUCAAGGGCAGCCUGCAGGCGUUGCAGGCGCUGCAGCAGGGCCAGCAGGGCCAGCGGGGCAGCAGCAGCAAGACAGGGCACGUGGUGGUGGGCGAGGAGGAGUACGUGGCUGGCAUGGUGGGCAGCAACGAGCGCACGAGCGCCAUGGGCGAGCGGGACAGGCGCGCCGUGUACCGGCUCUUCCAGGCGUACGAGCGGCGCAAGCGGCAGCGCGGCGAGUACGACAGCGCUGACCUCGUGCUGCACCUGCACCAGGAGAUCCGCCGCAUGCAGCAGCACGGCGAGCCCUGGUGGUCCGUAGACCACGCUCUCCCCGCCCCGCCGUGGGCCAUCCCUGGAAGCACCACCACCACCGGGCUUCACCGCACUCCACCUGCCAGCACACCCAGUGCUCCAUGGUCGGCGUCGUGUAGCGGCCCGUGUGCUCCCGUCUUCCACUGUGUGUCGGUGGACGAGGUGCAGGACCUCACUCAGGCGCAGCUGGCGCUGCUGCCUCUGCUGUGUGGCAAUGUGGCCUCGGGGUUUGUGCUGGCGGGGGACACGGCGCAGAGCAUCGCACAUGGCGUGGACUUCCGCUUUGAGGACCUUGCUCGCGUGGUGUACAGCGAGUUUCUGCAUAAAGGGGAUGAACUCGGCAGGAUCGGUGGAGGGAGGAGCGGCCACGGAGGCAGCAAGGCUGGCCAUGAAAGGAGAACAGGGAGAGAAAAUGCGGAGGCUUGCAGCAGCAGCAGCAGCAGCAGCAGCAGCAGCAACAGUAAAGUGGGAGGGGAGGCGGGCAUGAAGGCGCUGCCGACGUUUCAACUGGUGCGCAACUACCGCACGCACCGCGGCAUCAUCCGCGUAGCCACCACCGUGGUGCGCCUGCUCACGGCCUUCUUCCCCGCCGCCAUCGACCGCCUGCACGCCGAGACCAGCAUCGUGGACGGGGCUGUGCCCGUCAUGGCGUCCGUGCUGCCUGAAUGGAAGAUGCACCUUGCCCGGGGCAUGCCGCUCAGCGCCACACAGGCCAUCAUCGUGCGCAGCAGUGAGGAGAAGCGGCGCCUCUUGGCGCUGUUUGCAGCCAAGCCGGUGGUGCUGACGGUGGAGGAGUGCAAGGGUCUCGAGUUCCAGCUGCUUCGCCUCCACCACUACACACCAUUGGGUCCAGUGUCCACUCAACCUCUCCUCUCCUCUCCUCUCCUCUCCUCUCCUCUCCUCUCCUCUCCUCUCCUCUCCUCUCCUCUCUCCCCCCCCUCCUCGUCCAAUGCACAGGAUGUGAUUCUCUUCAACUUCUUCACCUCGCCCCAGUCCACCACCCCAUGGGCCCUCCUCUACACCUACAUGCACGAUGCCGGCCUGCCACUCGCUGCCUUCUCCCACUGCACCUGUGCUGCCACCAGCAGCCGCAGCAUCAAUCAAGGCUGUUCCUGUGGGAAGGGUCAGCAGCAGCUGCUUCAAUUCAAUGAGCUCAAGCACUGCGCGCUGUGUGCGGAGCUGAAGCAGCUGUACGUGGCGGUCACACGCGCCAAGCAGAGGCUCUGGGUGCUGGACGAGGAGGCCACUCCAGGCGACCGCGACGGCCAUGGGGAUAGUGACGGCUGCAGCAGGGCGUGGGGGGUGCGCAGCAGUGCGCCCAUGAGGGACCUGUGGCACGCCCUGGGUGUGGUGGCGGUGCGGCCGGGCAGCGAGGUGACGCCCAAGUCGGUGAAGCGCGAGCCGGAUGAGGACGACUGGCACUCCCUUGCCUUCACCGUGAGCCUGCUUUUCUGCCCGCUCAAUCUUUUCUGGGCUCUCUCUUGUUUCGCGCAAUUUGGCCUGGCUUACCUAUUGUGCUGCAUCCUUCCAUCACCAACUCACCCACACUCGUUGUCGUUGUGUCUCAACCUUACGUCUCCCCUCCCCGUCGUGCAGUUCUUCCAGAGGGGUGACUAUGAGGCAGCGCAGGCGAGCUAUGAGCGAGCGGGUGACACGGACAGUGCGCGCUUUGCCCAUACCAUGCUGCUGUACAAUACAGCCCUGGCCCGCAUGCACCCACACCCACACCCACUCGCUGUCAUGCCCUCUCUGCCACCGUCCUCACAAGAACAUGCACCUGAGCCGCUGCUGCUGCCAGCUGUGCCGCCCGACCUGUUGGAGCGCAGUCCGUCUGAGUUGCUGCUGGAGGCGGCGCGCACGUUUGAGGAGAUUGGGAGGAACGCUGAGGCAGGCCGUGCAUAUGUGAAGGCGAGGAACUACGUGGAGGCAGUGCGAGUCUAUCUGCAUGCGUGCCGGCCCCCGAAGCACAUGGACGCUGCGCGCUGCUACCAGAAGCUGGGUCAGUUCGCGGAAGCAGCUGAUUGCUACAGCGCAGGCGGCGACAUGCACAGCGCUCUCCUCGUGUGCUUGCGAGCUCGCAUCUUCCAGAAGGGCCUAUCUCUUCUCGACAUCUGGCAAGCACCUGCAUCCACGUCAGCAGCAGCAGUGCAGGAGGCGCAGCGGGUGAAGCAGCUGAGAGGAUGGUACCUGGUGGAAUGUGCGCGGUGGCAUGAGAGGCAGCGUGAGUACGACCACAUGCUCUCCUUCAUCCGCCUUCACCACUGCCUGCCCACCAAGCGUGCCUUCCUGGAGGCAGGGCGGCAUCUGAGGCAACUGGCAGCUCUAGAGGACGAGCAGGGCGACAAGAGCCGCGUGCCGGGGCUGCUGGAGAGAGCAGGGGCGCUUAUAGAGGCGGCGUGGUACUUGUGGCAGCAGGGCUCGCCCGGGCGCGCACUUGUGUACUUUGUUCGCCACUUGCACUGCCGCUUGAAUGCCGCCGGGCGCGGGGCAUUGCGCGUGGGGGUGCGGAAACGGGCCGGGGAGAGGGGGAGGGGUGGUGGAGGCGGUGAGAUGAGCGAAGAGGAGGUUGAGAUGGCUGGGAGGCUGUGGGCGGUGGAGCGGUGGAGCUUUGCUGAGAGGGACGCGUGUGGGGCGAGCGACCUGGCGUGGGCGAGGGUAGAGAUGAGCGUGCUGCUGCUGCUGAUGGCCCAUGAUAUUGCCAUCGUCACUCACACUGACACUGACAUUGACAGUGACGACGCUGCUGCUGCUGCUGCUGCUGCUGCUGCUGUGAGAGGGGAUGAUGGUGAUACCUGCCAGGGAGCUAUGGGUGCUAGGGUGGGUGGAGAGGGAGCAGCAGUGGGUGGUGAGGCAGCGAGGGUGAGGGAUGUGGAGUGGGAGGCGUGCUUGUCUCGCGCAUGGAUGGCUGUCAGGCAGGGGCAGGCCGUUCCAGCUGAGCUUGUAGGGAAGUGCACGGGCGCGGCUGGUGCAGAGGCAGGGAAUGGCGGUGGCGGUAGAGGCGGAGAGGGCGGGCGAGACGGGGCGAGUGGGGGGAUUGCGGUGUGGUGGGCGGACGUGCGUGUGCGGGAGGAGGAGAGGGGGGAGGCGGAGGAUAUGUGGCAGGGGAGGGACGUGCUGAGGAAGGGGCGAGAGCAGAUGGAGAGGGAGAAGAAACGAGGCGUGACAGGAGGGUUGGGUAUGGAGGAGAUGGUGAGUGAGUGGAAGGGGGCAGAGCAGGUGCGAGCAGAGAUGCUGCUGGCGUCUGCGGGUGUGCAGGUGAGUAUGCGCAUGCUGCAGUGCGCCCAGGACCACCUCUCUUCAUGGCUGGCGCACUUCCACUCUGCCCUGCCCUCCUCCUCGCACCACGUGUGCUCUCCUCAACCUGCAACGCCAUCCACUGCUGCUACCCCUGCGUCACCUUCAGCGUCUCCCACUGCUGCCAGUGCCGCCAGUGCUGCAAGGGUAGUCGCAGCGCCAGCAGAGGAGGCAGCGGCACGGCAGGUGGGUCAGGAGCCAUGCAUGCCCCCUCCUCCACCCAUCGGCCCUCUCCAACAAAAGUUAGCGCUCUGGUUCUACCGCUGGCUGUCCCGCCUCUCCGCCCUGCUGUCUGCUCUGCGCCACCUCCUCGCCCUGCCCGCCGCUGGCCCACACCUGCCCCGCCUGCACGCCGCCGUCUCCCUGCUCUCCUGCUCCUUCCACUGCCCCAAGCUCACCUCGUGCUGCCACGUGGACGACGUGUCACUACCGUGGGUGCCAAGGGGUGAUGUGCAGAGAGUGGCGAGCAGCGGGGCGAGUGGGGAGAUGGAGAGGUGGAGGGCAGUGGAGAUGGUAGAGAGUGCGUGGGAGAGGGAGUACGUGGCAAGGUGGAGGGCAGCACAGCACGUGGCGCGCACCGGAGGUGUCGAUUGCUCUUCUUGCCUGCUCUCUUGUCUGCAACAGCCUGCCCGCCCAUGCUGGCCGCACCACAUGUGUCACACGCUGUUACACCCCACGCUUGCUGCGCUGCUGCUCCACGACCUGCCGGCACAGGGACAGGCGGCCAGGGCGUAUGACAGCAGCAAGGCAGGUGGAAGCAGACUGGGGUAUGGCUUGGGUGCUGGGGAGAUGAGCAGAGGGGAGGGGAGGGGCAGUGACGCACAUGCGGGUGAGGUGAAUCAUGGACCGUUUGCAUUGGGGAGAGCCGAGCAAGCAGCAGCACAUGGGUCUGUGCCUGCUGGCCAGUCAUGCUGGCAGGGAGAAGUGAAUGUGACAGCAGAGGACGCAUGGGGAAUCACGCUGCUGUUCCUCACAUGCAUGCUCAAUCCGCACCCCCACAGCUGCCGCUCAAGGGACAAAGACUGGGGGUUGAUGGAGCUGGAGGCACGCAUGCGCGUGGCGUGUGAGCGAGGCAACCCUCUCAUGGCUCCCUCCAUUGCCGGGUUCACUCACGCCCUCUCUGCCCGUGCCUUGCUGCAUCAGGCGUCGCCCCUCCCCAACGUGCAUAGGGACUCUGGCAGGCUGCUCCACUUCCCCUGGAAGGCCUCCCUGCUGCCACUUGCCCCGACACUUGCUCCUGUUCCCGCCAUCCCACUCCUCCCCCACCCUCCUGCUGCCAUCUUCAACGUCUCACCCCCGCUUGCAAAUGUGCUGUUUGACUUGCUGAGUCACCUGCUGCCCACCUUGCUUGCCAUGCGGGCAAGGGGAGAGGGGGUGACCGGUGGACCGGGCCGGAUGGGGAGAAGCGAAUGUGGGGAGGGGAUGUAUCCAUGGGAGCUGAUGCAUGCUUUUGAGGAAUUUGGCAAAGUGUGA
This is a messenger RNA of Closterium sp. NIES-65, 7398 nucleotides long. The record is from the annotation of a GenBank genome assembly. NCBI's taxonomy places the organism in Eukaryota, Viridiplantae, Streptophyta, Zygnematophyceae, Desmidiales, Closteriaceae.